AUGCAUAGAGCACAUGAGUUUGAGGCUGGAAGUUUCCGAGUGUCGAAAAAUUUCAAGGCAAAGGCAAAAGAAGUGUUAAUAGAAUUGCUGAUUAUGAUCAACGGGUGCAAUCUCAAAGCGGUAAUAGAUACUGGUAGCCAGCUAAAUAUAGUUUCGGAGGAAACAUAUGAGAAUUUCAUCAAGCUUCCCAUCAAUAGAAGCAAAACGCUAACACUGCAUGACACAAAUGGCAGCACAGGUCAUCUCAAGGGACUUGUAUCUCAAGUUCCUAUUAGAAUAGGUUCAGUACUUACUUUUGCUGAAAUUUACGUAGGAGCCUCGGUACCAUUUGAUAUUCUAUUAGGUAGACCUUGGCAAAUACAUAAUGCAGUGUCUAUACAUGAACGACAUACAGGGACUUGGCUAGAAUUUGGACAUAGCCCC
Molecule: messenger RNA, 423 nt
Organism: Suillus discolor
Lineage: Eukaryota; Fungi; Basidiomycota; Agaricomycetes; Boletales; Suillaceae
Exons: 1
Source: RefSeq, a predicted model, not a curated record